Messenger RNA from Lathyrus oleraceus (garden pea), 351 nucleotides. RefSeq lists its product as uncharacterized. The transcript has a single exon. The record is from RefSeq and is a predicted model, not a curated record. The coding region runs from base 1 to 351 and encodes 116 amino acids. NCBI's taxonomy places the organism in Eukaryota, Viridiplantae, Streptophyta, Magnoliopsida, Fabales, Fabaceae.
AUGAAGAAUGGAGAAUCAAUUAAUGACUAUUUUGCUCGAACUCUCCCUAUUGUAAAUAAGAUGCGAAUGUACGGUGAACAAAUGUCGGAUCUUACUGUUGUCGAAAAGAUUCUUCGCUCAAUGACCUCCAGGUAUGAUUAUGUAGUGUGUUCUAUCGAAGAAUCUCAUGUUUUGGAUUCCAUGACUGUAGAUGAACUCCAAAGCAGUUUGUUGGUACACGAACAACGAAUGAAUGGGCACAAUUCACAUGAAGAGCAAGUGUUGAAAGUAACUCGAGAUGAGACAAAUACUGGUCGUGGCCGUGAAAGAGGUGGCUUUCGGAGUGGAUUUGCUCGAGGAAGAGGCAGAUGA